Phlebotomus argentipes is the source of this 7316-nucleotide messenger RNA. It is a transcript of the gene roq, whose product is annotated as roquin-1. The transcript has 5 exons. Gene Ontology annotation, molecular function: metal ion binding. NCBI's taxonomy places the organism in Eukaryota, Metazoa, Arthropoda, Insecta, Diptera, Psychodidae. The record is from RefSeq and is a predicted model, not a curated record. The coding region runs from base 104 to 3103 and encodes 999 amino acids.
CAGUCGCUUGGAUGGGAUCAUAAAAGUAGAAAUGACAUAUUGCAAUUGCUUAGUAAAAUUUUUGUAAAAAGGUGUAAAAUGUGACGAGAGAAUAAUACCAAGAAUGCCGAUUCAGGCGCCCCAAUGGACAGAGUUUCUGUCCUGUCCAGUCUGCUGCCACGAGUUUGCAGCGCAACUACGUCCUCCAAUCAGUCUAGGCUGUGGCCACACCAUCUGUCGCACGUGUCUGGGCACACUCCAUCGGAAGCAGUGCCCAUUUGACCAGACAACAAUAACAACGGACUUAGACAACUUACCAAUAAAUUAUGCUCUUCUGCAACUCGUGAGCAAUGCACCACAGUUGAUAAGUGAGAGUGAUGUGACGUCGCCGAGUGUGCAGUGCCUGAAGGCGGAUGAUCUGCAAUGCUACAACGUGGCGAAGAAGUGUAUCGAGGAGUUGGCACUCUACCUGAAGCCAAUCUCGAGUGGUGGCAGUGCCAGCAAUCUCCUGUCGCGGCCCAUGCAGCGGAAACUCGUGACGCUGGUGAAUUGUCAGUUGAUCGAGGAUGAGGGACGCUCCAGGGCGCUGAGGGCGGCCCGUUCGCUGGGUGAGCGCACGGUGACGGAGUUGAUAUUGCAGCAUCAGAAUCCGCAGCAGCUCAGUGCCAAUCUGUGGGCGGCCGUGAGAGCGCGUGGAUGCCAGUUCUUGGGUCCGGCUAUGCAGGAGGAGGUGCUGAAGUUGAUUCUGCUAGCGCUGGAGGAUGGUUCUGCGCUGUCCCGGAAGGUGUUGGUGAUGUUUGUGGUGCAGAGGCUGGAGCCUCAGUUUCCGCAAGCGUCCAAGACGAGUAUUGGCCACGUCGUGCAGCUCCUGUAUCGCGCCAGUUGCUUCAAGGUGUCCAAGAGGGAUGGGGACUCGUCGCUGAUGCAGCUGAAGGAGGAGUUUCGCACGUACGAAGCGCUGAGACGAGAGCACGAUGCUCAGAUUGUGCAAAUUGCCACGGAGGCGGGCUUGAGAAUUGCCCCAGAUCAGUGGUCGGCUCUUCUGUACGGUGACACGGCGCAUAAGUCGCAUAUGCAGAGCAUAAUUGACAAGCUGCAGACGCCACAAUCAUUUGCACAGUCUGUGCAAGAAUUGGUGCUGGCGCUCCAGCGGACCGGCGAUCCGGCGAAUUUGUCGGGCUUGCGGGCACAUCUCAAGAGUCUGGCGGCCAUUGAUCCCACAGCCGAGGGCACGGUGCCCACGUGGCAGGAGGUGGCCGGAGCCCUGGAGGCUGUGCGUCAAGUGGUGGUCGGACUCGUGGAAUUUGUCCAGCACUAUGGCAAUCGGAAGCUGCAGGAGACGACGCACUCCAAUCACAAUACCAAAUACAAGAUUAGCAUGUGCAGGGACUUGACGCAGCGGGGAACCUGCCCCAGGGGCACCAAUUGCACCUUCGCCCACUCAGAGGAGGAGUUAGAGAAAUAUCGUGCCAAGACACGAAAGAUCAACACAAAGACACCGACGACAUCGAUAAAGGAAAUGGAGUACAUGGGCGAUGGGAUGAGUCAUGUGCCGCAUCCCUACAUGACGCCAGAUGAUGUGUCACCAAUGAGAUUUGGCGGCUCAAAGGCGCAAACGGGUAAUUUGAUUGGGCAACCACCAUUUGUGGACAAGAUGAACAAUGUGAUGCAUCAUCCCGGCGUGAUAUCGAGUCCAAUUCCCAAUGCUAUGCCGCCAAAUGUGAUUUCUACACCCAUGACGAUGGCAAGAAUGCCCUAUGACCAUCAUCACUUCGGCAGUAUGAGUUGUCCACCACCCAUGCCGCCGCCGCCGCAACCCCAUCAGGGUCCGGGCAUGAAUAGGGGCUUCAUGAAUCGUCCUGUGUCGGCGCAAUCGUUGCCGCAUGGAAAUUACUCUCAGAUUUCACCCUCAAAUCCUCCCCCGCCACCGCCGCCUCAGGUGUACACCAACCAGCCUCCUCCGCCGCCACCGCAGCCACCCUACAGUGGGGCCGAGAUGUAUCCCGGAUUGCCACAUGGUGCUCCGCCACCGCACAGUCCGCAGCAGCUGCAAUUCUCACCCCAUGACGCAUUCGUGGGCAAAGGUGAUCGGCUGGAGGUGAUGCGUGGCGGGAUGUUCUGGGAGCAACAGCCAGGAGCUCCGUAUGCGCCUAAAUCUCACCCUCAAACACCACCACAUCGAGUUCUGGGGCCGCCAAAUGCUCCUGUGCCGCCUGUGUUGAAGAUGUCACCGAAUUCAGUGUAUCUCAGUGGGCAGCAAAACUAUGUGAACAACAAUUAUCCGCCGGGAGCGAUGAUGAACCGGAAUACCAUGGCCAUAGAGAGGCGACAGGAGAUGAUGAAGGAGUAUCAACAGCCGCCAAAUAGUGUGAAUGUGACCAAGUCGCCUCAUCAUCAUCAUCCGGCUGUGACGUCUCAUAUGCCAACGAAUGGCACGGGUUUGUAUGCGCAUCAUGCGCUCAAGGAUGACAUGUACUGGAAUUCCAAUGCAAAUCCGGGCUAUCACAUGGACGGCGCCGGUGGGCGAGAUCCCUUCGUGAGGUCAGAUUCACUGCUCACGGAUGAUGAAUAUGUGCCGUUUGAGGCGCAACCGUCGAGCAAAUUUGGACCAAUAUCGCGAAUGAGCACGAAAUCGCAUAAUACGCCGUCCGCCAGUAGUCAGUUGUUCAGUGAUAUCGCCGGCGGAUUGCCCAGGACGCCAUUCAGUGGUCCGACUGGGAAUUCUCUAAGCACACAGUGGAUCAACAGUGGCUCGUAUGCGGGACAUCUUGAUGGGGUGAAGGACAAGGAGAUGGAGUUGAAUCACAUUGAGAAGCACUUGGCUGAGUGUCGUUUGCAGACGAAUGAUUUGGCCACAUUUGAUCUCUCAAUGGGGAUUAAGCCAAAAACCUCACCGGCUGCAACUUCUGUGCCAGCAACGACUUCUUCUCUGCUGUGGUCGACCAACAAUGGGCAGGACAAGGUGAAGACGCUGUGGGAGGUGAGCAAGGAGGAGAUUCCCACGGAAGAGGAUGAAUUGGGAGUGGCCAAUGGGAUACUGGAGAUGGAGAAGCGUCUCAAGUCUGAUCUGGAGGACGAUGAGAUGCUCUGGUCACAUCCUGGCGAGGCGUCAUCGCCGCACUGAGCACAUCCGGACACACUUAAGUAUACCAAUAGCACUUCCUAAGACAUUUUAAAGAAAAAAAACUGAUGAGCCACAGGGAAGAAAAGACAGCGAGGAAGAGAGAGAAUGUGUUAGGCAAUAUAUUUCGGAUUCAAUUUACCACUAAAUGGGGGAAAAUUAGUGAGGAAAAGAAUAAUAAUAAUGAUGAUGUUAAGGGCUCUUAAGGGGAGAGACAGAGAAGAAUGUCGACGCUUAAUUAGCGAAUCAAUUUGUGUUUAUUUUUCGUGUAGGAAUUUUUAUUAAAAUUACACCCACUAUUCUCUUUAUAAAUGAAAAGAAAGAAUAAAAAAGUUUAUAAUUUAGGCAUUAAUAAUGUGAAAAGGAAUAUUAAUUUUAUAUUAAAGUUAAUCAAUUUUGAUUUAUUGAUAUGCAGUUAAAAAAAAGUAUGGUUUCUUAUUAAUCCAACAAAGGAAGAAAUGGUAAUAAUCAAUAAUAGGAAUGGAAUAUUUGAAGCGCAUGAAGGGUUCUUUUAUUUUAUAGAGUGAGAAAGAGAGAAUUAUUGUGAAUGGUGGGAAUUAAUACUCAAUAGUGAUUUUAUUGUUCAUUUUCGUUAUUAUGUUACUAUUUUAUACCCUAAUGUAUUUUUUUCCAUUAUUUAUUAGUAACAUAGCAAUUGCGUGUGGAGUUGGAAUUUUUUCGGCGUUUUCAUUAUUUUAUAUAUGUUUGUUUCUCCACUUUAGUUUUGAGAGGAAAAAAAAAUGAAGGAAAGAAAGAAAUAUCAUGUAAUAAUAACAACACACUUGAGCCUCUCCCAGGGAAAAGAGAUAUGAAAAUGUGCGACUAACCAUUCAGUUUUGUUGUUUGAGUAAUUCAAAAAAAAAGAGAAGAAGGAGGAAAUUAACAUGCGAACGAGUGGGAAAUGCUGAGAAAAUUAUAUUUUUGUCUUUGAAAUGCAUUUUAUAAUCCAAUUGCAAAGCAAUUUUAAGGUGACAAUGCGAAUAUAUAAGGGAAGAAGAUAAAAAUUGGCUCAAUACGCUUCAAGGGAUCAUGAGAUUUUAGUCGUGUGUCUGUUUAAUUGUUCACAAAUCUGUUGAAAAACUCUAAUGAAUUCAGUGAGAAGGUGUUUUUUUUAAAUACUUCUGUGGCUCUUUUCUCUGGGGCUUUGCAAAUCAAUUCAAUUGAAUGCACGGAGAGAAAGAGAAGUGGUGAGAAAGGACUAAUAAUGACAAGAAUUGGGCUGUUAUAUCACGGUGUGCCCCUCAAAUUUUCACACGCUUUAUUUAAGAGAGAGAGAAAGAGAGAAAGCAACACGCAAAGAAUGCGAAUGGGUUUCUUCUUUGCACAAUUUUGCCACACUAUUUUCUUGUGUAAUUGUACAACACGAUGGAAUUUCUUCUAUUCUUGCAAAAAAGAAAAAAAAUGCUAUUGUUAAAAAUUGUCGGGAAUGGGAAGGAGAAAAGUUGUUUAAGAGAAUUCGCACGAAAAGAAAAAUAACAAGAGAGAGAGAGAAAGAGAGAAAUUUUUAACUAAUUGAGACGAUAAGAUGGGAAGUGACAGAAACUUUUAGGCCACAGCACGGGAGAGGGUGGAAAUUUUCAACUCGGGCGGCGAUAACAGUAGUGAAGGAGAGCAUAAAAAAUGGGGAGUAGAAGAAGAGGAGAAAAUUUGAAUGGCGAGGGGUAUUUAGUGGUGCAGUGUUUAAACCCAAUGGGUUCAUAAUACUAUUAUAAAUAUAUAUUUAAAGAUGAAAAAAGGAGGAGGAGGAGGAGAAAAAGUGGGAGGAGAAAGAGAAUAAAACAAGUUAACAUUAUAUUAUUAAUAUUAUAUAUGGUAUAUAUUUAUAAAGUGAGGCGCGCACGAGAAAAGGAUGGAUUAGACAAGAGAGAUUACCAAGAAAAAAAGCGUAGAUGAGAGCUAUAAAGAAAGUAAAAGAAAAACAGUAGAUAUGGAAAUGCAUCGUAGCUUGGAAAAUGCGGAGAAUCACACACACACUAAUGUGCGAAAGGGUGUAUCUAAAGGGGGAGGAUAAAGAAGAAAAAGAAGAAACACUAUUAUAUAAUAUAUAAUGAUGAAAUAAGAGCUGUUUUCUGGCUUAAAUGUACUGCAAAAUGGAGAAGAAAGAAAAUAAUAUUGUACUGUGUAACUUUUAAGAUGGAUUAUUUGUGUAAGAAUCUUUUCACUUACACAAUCAUUUUAAGCCUAUACUUAUAUAUAUAUUUAAACAGCAGUCAAGAACAACAUAUUCGAGAAUAACUAUCACACUUAUAUCGCCUUUAGUUUCUUUUUUACAUCAUCUCUUCAUCCAAAUGUUGGUGUUGAACUUGCGAAACAACCUUCAUUUCUGUAUGAAUUUUUGAGAAAAACUCUGCUUUCAUGGUUUUCUCUGCUCUGAUUGUCGUGUAUUUGACAAAUGUUGAGCGCAUUUUUUUAGAAGACUUUGAAAAUCCAUAGCAAAAAAUGAUGGUGACAAUUUGUAAGGCAACACAACAUCUGAAUCUUACUUAUCCUCUAACGUCAUCAAAACUCUUUCCAACAAAAAACUCUAUUCAUCAAAUCUCAAGCAGUGUCUAUAGUCUAAAUAUUAGAUGAUACAACAUUUGAAAGAAAGGAAAAAUGAACAACAAAUUUAACAGAAACAUAUACUUUUAUAUAAAUGUAGCUUUUGGUGAAAAAGAAAAUGAUAUCUUGUUGUUGUAGCUCAGAUAAAUCAAAUUGUAGCGAAUGGUGGAGAGGAAUUGAAGGCCUUCCGCCGAUAUUCAAUUGGGGUUUGGGGUCUUUUUUAGAAAAAGAACCAUUCUUAGCGAAAAAUGAUGUGUAAAGAGGGUGGAAAAGGAAGAAAAAAAAACCUACUCUAAAUAUUAAAGAAAUAAAAACAUAUAAAUGUGUUGUAAAACGUAGAAAUAAUGAUGACAAGAACCGCCUAUUAAUUUGUAAGGGUAUUAAAAGAAGAAAAAAAAACUGAAUUUAAUCACAAAAAGCAAGACGAAUAACAUUUCUAAAGAAAGAAGAAAAAAGAAAUUGUGAAAGAUGUUAGACUACUUUUUUCAGUUGCGCUUAUUGAUUGUGGACCAAAUACAAAGAAAAAUUAAAGAAAACACAUUUAAGAAAACACACAACAAAAUGUUAGUUAAAAAGUAAAAAAAAAUACUAGUGAGAAAGAGAGAAAAGGAGAUGAGAAGAAAAGUGUUUAGGAGGUAAAAGAGAAAACACAAAAUCACCCAUUUUCUAAAUGAAGGAUAAAACAAUUUUUAAUUAGAUUGUAACAAAUAAGGUAAAGUUUAAAAGAAACUGGAUUACAGUGUUUGUAAAUGAAGAAAAAAUGAUAAUAGUCUCCAUGGUGUCUUUACACAAAUCUUCCUGUUAAAGAGUCCUCUUUAAUUCAUCACUUCCUUCCUUCCGCGUGUGUGUUUUAUUGUAGAUGAGAAAGAAAGAGGAAAAUACUCCAAGAGAAACAUUGGGUAGACACAAAGUUAAGAAGAAGAAAAAAAAAUGGUGAUUCGACAUAUCUGAGAGGUGAAGAAAUGAAUUCAUUUACAACUUUAACGCCACUGACAAGUCUUUCGCCGUGGUUCGAAAGACUCUAUCAGUUGGAUUUCUUUGCGUAAAAUAGGUUUCCCAAGGAUUGGAAUAGCCAAAAAAACAAAACAAGAGAUAAAAAGAAAGAUAGAGGAAAGGAUCGAUUUUUUCCGUAGAAGAAUCACUGUUGAAAGUGAAUUCGUAGAGCAUAAAUUAGAAUUCUUGGCGUCUACAAUCAAAUUCUGUAACAAGUUUUCACAUUAAUAAUAAUAGAAUGAACGGACGGAAGAUGAAAGAAAACCUACAAAUUCCAUGUGGCAAAAACUAAACCAUUUAUUAUAAUCUUUCCCUCGAAUUUUUGAACCAAUUUCACAGAGUGAAGAAAAGUUUCUAAAAUUAGCACAUUUUUUAAAUUCAUUUUGAUAGAGAGAAACUAACCAAAUGGUUUUCCCCUCGAAUUUCACUGAUUUUUUCCUUUUUUUUCUAAACAUAACUUGUAGAGAGAUUGAGACGAAGAUUAACUAGUUGACUAAUUGUAAAACUUAACUGACUUUGAGAUAUUAAAUAGAAGAAGGAGAAAACCAACAAGAAUAGAGAGAGAGAAAAUAGUUCUACCCUUUGCUACAUCAUGUAUUUUGAGAGGAAGAGAGAGAGAGAAAAAGGAGGAGAAAACUUAUAAACCGAUUAUCUUAACAGUUUAAUUAAUAAAAAAUAUAUA